Molecule: messenger RNA, 5285 nt
Organism: Monosiga brevicollis MX1
Lineage: Eukaryota; Choanoflagellata; Craspedida; Salpingoecidae
Exons: 29
Coding region: 1-5013 (1670 amino acids)
Biological process (GO): DNA repair; proteasome-mediated ubiquitin-dependent protein catabolic process; intracellular manganese ion homeostasis
Cellular component (GO): site of double-strand break; nucleus
Molecular function (GO): protein binding; nucleic acid binding; manganese ion transmembrane transporter activity
Source: RefSeq, a predicted model, not a curated record
AUGGACGCGCGUCACAAGUCAGUUGACACGCGACUGCACCACCUCUCUGUCACUGGCCACUUGACGUUUGUGGAGCCCGAUAGCACGCGCAAACGGCAGCGACCGUGGGCCAUGGACGCCGACGUGCCUGAACAACUCUACUAUGUUGUCUCUUCCUUCAAGCCUUCGGCGGUGACCACGGCCGUUCGCGCCAAUUUCACAGCCCCCGAUGAGCUCAACCUCUUGAUCCUCAAGCACUCGCACCUUGAGGUUUACAAGGUGGUCGAAGAAGGUCUAGAGCCCGUGAUGGACAAGGACCUCUACGGCUCGGUUCUGGCCAUGAACGUCAUCCGCCUCCCAGGCUGGGAGCGUGAUGCCGUCUUCUUGUUGACCUCAACCUUUCGCUUCUUCAUUCUGGCCUCGGACGAAGACAACGGUGUUGUGACCGUCAUCAAGGGCAAUGCCUUGUCCAGCUGCCAGCGUCCCGCCGACUGCGGCGUUCACGUUGCCGUGCAUCCCAAGGGCAACUGCAUCUUUGUUUCCGUUUACCCUGGGAACGCCUUGAUUAUCCCUUUUGACGCGAGCGGCGAGCCGAUGGAAGCCUACUCUGUCUUCGUUCCCGUGAGCUCGCUUCUGGAUGCGACCUUUGUCAAUGGUGCACACGACUUUACGCUGGCGCUUCUUUCGGAUGAUGACACCAACUUUACGUCACUUAAAAUGUUUCAUCUUGAUGUCGAGGAGCGCACUCUGGUCGAGGAGCAACUGGCCGACAGCACCAUCAACACGUACUCUUCCAGGCUUCUUCCUCUGUGGAAUCUGGACAGCGGUGUCUUGGUACUGGGCGAGGAGCUCUGUCACGUGGUCACCCCCUCGGGCAUCAUUUCCAGCAACUUGUCAGAGAGUCUUCCUGUAGCUGCUGGAAUCAUUGACACAGACGGCUCGCGCAUUCUAAUCGGUGAUGAGCUUGGUGAUUUACAUCUUCUCGUGCUUGAGGGCAUUGCAGAACGCCGGGUUACCAGCAUUGUCCGCCAGCACCUAGGUCGCAUCUCAACCCCAUCUGCCAUCGUCUAUCUUGACAACGGGGUUGUUUAUAUUGGAAGCGAUCAAGCUGACUGCCAGCUGAUUCAGCUGCUGUCUCACGUGCAAGCGGAGGCUGACAACAAGGUGAAAGUUCUUCAAGAGUACCCCAACAUUGGUCCCAUCGUCGAUUUUGAAAUGGUGGACCUCGACGGCCAUGGACAACAGCAGGUUGUGAGCUGCUGCGGCAGUAACCAAGACGGCUGCCUGCGCAUCUUGCGCAAGGGCGUAGGGAUCGAUGUACUGGCCUCCCUUGAUCUCGAGGGCCUUCAGGACUUGUGGUGCUUGCGCUCAGCCUCAAAUCUUGGUGAGGAUCAGCAUGAUGUCUUGGCGCUCAAGUUUCUUGAGCAAACAGCCUUCCUCUCUUUGGCUGGCGACGAGGUCUGUCUGCUCUAUUCCACUCCUACAUCCCACUCCUACACCGAGUUGGAUGGCGUGGACGUCGCUGGUGCCAACACCGAGCUACCGGCGCUACACUGCGGCAAUGUUCGGGAUGGAAUGUGGCUGGUCGUGACAAGUCAAGAUGCGCGCCUGCUGGAUGCCGUGGACCGAACAGAAGUGACCCGGUGGAGCCCUCCUAAUGGCAAGGGUAUUGAUGUCUGUGCAUCAACGGGAGAUUUGCUGGCCGUCGCGAGUGGAUCAGAUCUUUACGCACUCUCGCUCAGUCGGACUGAAGGCCUCCACGACAUGAAGAACGCAACGCUAGACCAUGAAAUUGCCUGCCUGUCCAUCCGUGCAUCAGGCCCAGAUCAGGGUGCAGGCACCAUUCUGGCUGGCCUGUGGACAGACUUUUCGUUGCGGGCGUUUUCGACCAGAACUUUGGAAGAGCAAGCCAAGGUGGAGGUGCCCACGCAGGUGGUCUCGUCCAGUGUGGCCUCCGUGACCAUGGAGGGCACCUGCUACUUCUUCAUCGGUCAUGGUGACGGCAAGCUAGCCUACGGCGUUUUUGAUCCACUGAGCAGCACCUUCGGGGCCCCGCACGUGGUGCAAGUGGGUUCCUUGCCCGUUAAACUCCGUGCGUGUAAACGCGGCAAGGACGAGUUUGUCUUUGUGGCAACAGACCGUCCCAUGGUCGUGUCAAGCCGGCGCGGAAAGUUGUUGUUUUGCAAUGUCAGCGCGGGCGCAUGCAGGACAGCGGAUGUACUGAAUGCGGAGGCAUACGUGGAUUGCCUAGCCUACGUGGAGCAGGACCGUUUGGUGUUUGGCAAAAUGGAGAACAUGCAGAACCUGCAGAUUCGCAAGAUUCCGCUGGAUGAAACACCUCUGGGCGUUACAUACCACAAAUCAAGUGGUGCUUUUUGCGUUGCCACGGAUGCAGCUCGUGCGUGCCCGACACCACAGGAGCCCAUCUGCUACCUGCGGCUGAUCGACGCACAAUCGUUCGAGGUGCGCGACUCCUUCAAGCUGGAGCAGGCCGAGUCACUGUUUGGACACAGCUUGCAUACCAUGCAAUUGCGCAAUGACAGUACCGAAUACAUUGUGGUGGGCACAGCGAUGCACGAUCCGAACCGGCCGCUGCCGAAGCAGGGGCGAAUUUUGGUGUUGCGUGUCAACGACGAUGGCAAGCUGGAACUCGUGGUGAGCCAUGCAAUUCACGAUGGUGGCAUUUUCUCGCUCCAAGCCUUUCGUGACGGCGUGGUGGCCGGCAUCAACGGACGCCUCGAGUACUUUUCAUUGGAGUCAACGCCGCUGGAGCGCAAGGUGGAGGUGGCCUCACAAACUGUGUUUCGCGGCAUGCAAACGGUCUCCUGUCUGGGUGUUUGCGGUAACACGGUGCUGGUGGGCGACAUUCUGCAGUCGGUCACGGCUGUAAACUACUCUGAGCAGCGCAAUCGGUUUGUGGUGGGUCCGGGUGAUCCAGAGUCUCGGUAUCUGCUGACUUGCUUCUUGCCCGCGGAGGAUCGCUUUUUGUUUUGCGACUCGGAUCAAAACCUGGUUCUGGGCAUGCCACCAGUGGACACGGUUGAGAACGAUGCAUCCCUCAUGCACUUGGCUGGCCGGAUUCACAUUGGGGACAACAUCAACUCGUAUGUGAUUUGUGCAUGCAUACAUGUCUGGACUCCCUACCUGCUUUGUCCUGACAGCACUUUUUGCUUUGCUGCCCUGUUUGUGACGAGUAGGUUUGCGUUUGGCUCGCUGUCACUAUCAUAUGAGCGCCCGGCCGAGGCGGGCGAGGCGGGCGAGGACGGCGCCAAGCAGCAAUCCUCACCGCCCAUCGUGUUUACAACGGUGCUCGGCGGUGUGGGCAUGAUCUUGGAGGUGCAGCAGAAACAUCUUUGGUUUAUGCAUGAGAUGCAGCGCCGGCUGGCUGACAUGGGCAACGCCGUGGGAGGUCUAACCCAUGAGGAUUAUCGCAGCACCAAGAACGGCAAACGCGAGAGUGUCACACCGGCGCGGUGCUUUGUGGAUGGAAACUUAAUCGAGUCCUUCUUGGAGCUGACCCCAGAAGAGAUGGAGGAGGUUAUGAAAGAGUUUCACAUUCCAAACAGCAGCAACGACUUUGUGCCCGUCACCGUCUCCGAGGCCUCUUGCUUACUUCUGCUUACUUGUGUGCUUAUGCUUACUUCUGUGAGCGUUGUGUUUUCGAAUGUCAUCAUGAUGAUCGCAUGGCAUCUCUCUCUCUCUCUCUCUUUCUCUCUCUCUCUCUCUCUCUCUUUUUCUCUCUCUCACACACGCGCACAACCGUUGACCGGGACGAUGACCACGCUCAAGUUUCAACUGGAUCUGCGCAAGCGCAGCCUGGGCAUGACCAUUCAAGGCGGCAUCGAUCAUCCCGUGGACGGAUCGACCCAUGUCAUUGUCAACAAGCUGGCGUUUGGCGGGGCGGCUGCGGCAGCUGGCUUGCAGGUUGGGGACUGGAUUCAAUCCAUCAAUGGUUCAAGCACGACCAACGCCACCCUUGCCGAAGCGGCCAGCCAUAUCAAAAAAGCCAUCCCAACCAGCGUACGAUCCCUCGCCUCCUGUCCAGCGCAACACAUCCCCACCAACCCGGAGCGCGAUCGGGUCGGAGUUCCUGCUCACACAUGUAUUUGCCUGGCCUUUGCCCCAUUCCCUGCGCAGUCCCUCACACUCGUUGUAUACCGUGCCACUGAUCUCAAAGCUGUAACAUCGGGCGAUGAGCAAGCCGCGGGGCUGAUCAACAGCGAUCGCACCAUCAACGCGCAACGCGCCUUCAACGAGAACGAUCCUUUGCUCUCUCGCCUGGUUCAUGACAUGACAUCCGCCACCGAACAGCAUCUCAACGAAGCUGGACAAUAUGUCAAGGCCGCCGUUUUUGGUGGCCUGGAUGGCAUUAUCACCACCUUUGCCGUGGUGGCUUCCAGCAACGGUGCUCGCCUCUCUGCCAACGUCAUUGUGAUUAUGGGCGUCGCAAAUCUACUUGCUGAUGGCUUGGCCAUGGGUAUGGGCGAGUACUUGUCCAGCCUGUCCGAGCUGCAGUACGCCCGCUCUGAACGUCAGCGCGAGGAAUGGGAAUUGGAAAACUACGAAGAGGGAGAAAUCAGCGAAAUGGUCGAGCUUUACAUGGAGAAAGGAAUCGAGGAAGAGGAUGCACGCCAGAUUCUUCACAUCAUGUCCAAGUACAAGGACUUUUUUGUUGAUCACAUGCUAGUGCAGGAGCUUGGAAUCAUGCCUCCAGAUGAAGACGAGUCACCCUUCAAGAACGGCGUUGUCAUGUUUCUGGCCUUUAUCUCCUUUGGCCUCGUGCCGCUACUUUCCUACUUGAUGUUGCAAACGGUCAACUUUGGCAGCAUGGACAAGGAUACGGCACUGUUUGCCAUUGCCUGCGGCUUCACUGGCCUGGCCAUGUUUGUUCUGGGUGCCAUCAAGAGCAAAUUCUCUCAGCAGUCGUGGUUCAUGUCGGGACUGACAGUCCUGGUCAAUGGCGGUGCUGCAGCAGGUGCCGCCUAUCUCGUGGGCUGGCUACUCGAGAAAUACGUGGGCCAUUCAACCGAUUAAGGAUCGAUUCACAUUCCACGCACAGCGUAGAGUCCAAUAGCUACCGGCCCCUCCGUCACCGGGGCAUCGCCGGUAGCGGCCACCAGCUUCUCCUCAGUGGUGUAUAUUAUAGCGUCUUGUGUUGCAUUUGUCUUGACUAUGGUUUGAACAGCCAACUAUUUCGCGCACAAUGGCAGCGAGAUCAGCACGGGUCCAGCACGGGUCCAGCAGGGCCUGCAGCCCACUCCCUUUGUCACGACCGUCGACUGUUGUUCGAAUUCAUCAACAAACUC